AUGGCAGCUCGCCAACUUCUCUUGUGGCUUCGGAUGGACUUGCAUGACGAAGAUUCACGCUUCUUUAGCACUGUCUCCCGCUUCCCUCCCUGCCCGCAUCCUCCUCAUCAAAGCACUGCUCCCCGCCUUUCUCCGCUUCACCUUAUCUCUCCGCCUACUUCUCCUUUAGGGACUUCCGGCCCACAGCUCUGUGAGCGUUUGCGCUGCAGAGAGCGCUCACGAGGGGGCGGGGAAUGGGGACUGCUGAUGGGGCUGGCGGAGGCUAUAGAGGAUGUGUUUGGUGUUGAAGAUGGCGGGGCGGUGGAGUGGGGGGGAGGGGGGCUGAAGGGGGGUGAAGGAGGGGUUGCUGCUGGGGCGGGCGGAGGUCAUAGCUAUGAUGCACCUGUUCCUCCUACUCCAUGGCUCCACCGCACCUUCCUCUCACCACCCUUACCCUCUUUUCUUUCCUCCUCCACUCCUCUCUUCACCAGCUUCACACCUGCCUCUCCUACACCCACUUCUGGCCUACUGAAACCACGCUCCUACACCCCGCACCUGCUUCUCCCACGCCAUCUUCUGCCCCACGGACUCCCCCAUACCCACGGCACGGGCGCACUGCUCACCCAAGAAGAGGUUGCUGCCAUGGCAGAGCUGCACGGGAGGCUGCAGGCGAAGCUGGGUGAGGCCCGGCUGCUGGGUUCCCCGUGGCGGUUUUUGAGGAUGGCCGGGCAGAGGGAGGAGGAGGUGCGUCCGAACUGGUGGGAGGGGCGGCUGGGUGCCCCGUGGCGGUUUUUUAGGAGUGACAAGCAGAGGGAGGAGGAGGUGCGUUCGGGAGCCCGUUGCCUCAGCCUCUCCUCCGCACGCCUCGCACUAGCAGCAUUAGCUCCUCUUUUGCGCGCCUCCCCUACACUACUGCCCCUGGGAGACGACUCGAGGGCAGCAUGGGCAGGAGAAUGGGAGGAAGGGGAGAGGGAAGAGGGGGGGGAGAGGGAAGAGGGGGGGGAGAAGGUGGGGGAGAAGGGGCGGGAGGGAGCAUGA
Closterium sp. NIES-65 is the source of this 1017-nucleotide messenger RNA. NCBI's taxonomy places the organism in Eukaryota, Viridiplantae, Streptophyta, Zygnematophyceae, Desmidiales, Closteriaceae. The record is from the annotation of a GenBank genome assembly.